Messenger RNA from Lodderomyces beijingensis, 2937 nucleotides. NCBI's taxonomy places the organism in Eukaryota, Fungi, Ascomycota, Pichiomycetes, Serinales, Debaryomycetaceae. The record is from the annotation of a GenBank genome assembly.
AUGUUGAAAUCCUCGUUGAGACCCAUACUAUGGCGAAGUAGAGGUCUUUCACUCCACGCAAGGCUAAGAGUGCCUUUAUUCUCAUACCCGCAGCUUGCCAAAAGGCAAUUUCAUGCCGCAACAAGCUUGUUUCAACAGUCCUACGACUCCAAAAAGUAUGAGCAGGAGCUCGAGAGACUAUUUACAAAUUUCGACGCCGAUCUACUAAAGAAACCCUCGCUGUACAAGCUCACGAUUAGUCUUCCCUCGGACCCUUUAAACGUCAAGUACAUUUCCCGGUUACACGCAAUGUACCAGAUAGUACUCCAGGAGUUUGAAGCGCGAUGCGACAAGUACGAAAAACUGAAGGACUACAAGAAUGUGUUGGACCCCGAUGAAUCGAUCAAGGAGAUUGCACAUACGUUUGCGGUGAACUUUUCAGACAAGCUGCCGUUGGAGAAAGAUGAGAUCAUGGAGGCUGUGAAAAAUUUUUACCUCCUCUCCAACCAGAUUGCAUACUUUGAUGAGAUGAAAGUGCAGGAUCCAAAGGUGCAGAACUUGAUAAAGAUCUUUAAUGACAAGCUUGUAGGCAACGAGCGGGUGGAUCUCGAAGAUGUGGCAAGAGAAACUGAACUCGACGUUGAUGUGGCAAAGUUGUGGUUUGACAUCUUUUCAAUGCUCAACUCGACAAAAAUCUCAAGUAAAGGAAGGAGAUCUUUUGAAUUAACUCCUCCGGACUAUGAGUUUUGCAAGAAAAUUGCAAAAUUGAGCGAGUCUGUAUUGAAGGAAACAAAAUCUGGACCUGCAUCUAUCGACAAAUCGGACAUAGCUGCAAAUUUCAAUAAAUUUUUUUACACAAGGAAAGAUGAAGGCAGAGUUCAAUCAAAGCAAGAAAGAGAUCAAUCAGAGCAAGAUAAAGGCAAAGACCAACCUGGCGAAGAGAAGGAUCAACCAAAGAAGGAUUCACCCAAAGGUCGUAAGCCGCGCAAGGAGACUGUGUUUGAGAUGCUGAUAGAUCCAAAGCAGGCUAUGCAGAUUGCGCUCUUUCUGCUUCUUGCCAUAGUUUUACUCACCUACGUCACAAACGACGAGAGCCACGAGAUUACGUUUCAAUCUUUUGUUGCCGAUUAUUUGAGCAAGAACAUGGUGUCCAAAGUGGUGGUUGUCAAUAACAAUGUUGCAUACGUCGAGCUCAACGACAAUGGGAUGCGUCAAACCCAUGCUAACAAGUUGUACUUCAACAUUGGAUCAGUAGAGACUUUUGAGCGCAAUUUGCGCGAGGCUCAGGACAAGUGCAACAUUGCGCCCCAAAUGAGAGUACCGGUUGUUUACACAACUCGUGGUAACACAACCAAGUUUUUAAUCAAUUUCUUGCCAACAAUCUUGUUUUUGGGUGCUAUUUAUUGGAUGACCAAAAAGGCCGCGUCGUCAAUGGGUGGAAUGGGUCCCAUGGGCUUUGGAAAAUCCACAGCUAAAAAGUUUAAUCAAGAAACAGAGGUUAAAACAAAGUUUAAGGAUGUGGCUGGAAUGGCUGAAGCCAAGCAAGAAGUUACUGAGUUUGUGAGUUUUUUAAAAAACCCUGAGAAAUAUGAAAAAUUGGGUGCCAAGAUUCCACGUGGUGCUAUUCUUUCUGGACCGCCAGGUACCGGUAAGACUCUUCUCGCCAAGGCAACCGCGGGAGAAGCAGGCGUCCCCUUCUUUUCGGUCUCGGGUUCAGAAUUUGUUGAAAUGUUUGUCGGUGUGGGUGCGUCUCGUGUGAGAGACUUGUUCAAGACCGCGAGAGAAAAUGCUCCUUCCAUUGUUUUUGUUGAUGAAAUUGAUGCUAUUGGUAAACAAAGAGCCAAGGGAAACGCGUCGAGCUCAAACGAUGAACGUGAGACGACUUUGAACCAGCUUUUGGUUGAAAUGGAUGGGUUUGACACCACCGACCACGUGGUUGUUUUGGCCGGUACCAACAGACCAGAUAUCCUCGACAAGGCCUUGUUGAGACCGGGUAGAUUCGACAGACACGUUCACAUUGAUAAUCCCGAAUUGCUAGGCAGAAAAGAGAUAUUUGAUGUUCAUUUGAGAAAGAUUACUUUGAAGAAGGACAUUGACCGCGACUUGUCGGGAAGAUUGGCGGCCUUGACCCCCGGAUUUUCCGGUGCCGACAUUGCCAAUGUGUGUAACGAGGCUGCACUCAUAGCUGCACGAUACAAUGCCACUUCAGUAACGUUGAGGCACUUUGAGUUGGCAAUUGAAAGAGUAAUUGGUGGCGUUGAGAAAAAAUCUAAAUUGCUCAAUCCUGAAGAGCAAAAGAUUGUUGCGUUCCACGAGGCAGGCCACGCCAUCUGUGGCUGGUUUUUGAGACAUGCACAUCCAUUGUUGAAAGUGUCCAUAAUUCCACGUGGACAAGGCACCUUGGGGUACGCCCAGUAUUUGCCACCUGACCAGUAUUUGAUGUCGGAUGCGCAAUUGAUUGAUAGAAUGAUUAUGACUUUAGGUGGAAGGGUUUCCGAGGAACUAAAUUUCGCCUCGGUGACCAGCGGCGCUCAUGACGAUUUCAAAAAAGUCACUGGAAUUGCUCAGUCCAUGGUCUUGAGGUUUGGAAUGUCGCCCGAGAUUGGAAUGAUGAAUUACUUUGACACGAGAUCUCAAGAUGAUUUGACGAAACCAUUCAGCGAGGAAACAAGCAGGAAAAUUGACGGUGAAGUACAAAGAAUCGUGACUGAAUGUUACAACAAGUGCAAGCAGUUGUUGACGGAAAAGGCCAAGGAGGUUGAUCUUGUUGCACAGGAAUUGUUGAAGAAGGAGUUUAUCACGAGAGAGGAUAUGAUUAGACUCUUGGGCAAGAGACCUUUCCCCGAGAACAAUGACGCGUUUGACAAGUAUCUUGACGGCAACGCUGCUUUUAAAGAUGAAAAACCUGCAGAUGAAAGGAAAGAUGGUGAGCAGAAAAACAAGGAAGAUGAGAAUUGA